Molecule: messenger RNA, 1391 nt
Organism: Triticum aestivum (bread wheat)
Lineage: Eukaryota; Viridiplantae; Streptophyta; Magnoliopsida; Poales; Poaceae
Product: fibroin heavy chain
Exons: 2
Coding region: 83-1012 (309 amino acids)
Source: RefSeq, a predicted model, not a curated record
UAUAAAUGUGUCCCAACGUCCUAGAGUGAACCCUCCAGUUCGUAAAAAGAGGAGAGGUAAAUCACACAGAGAACCAUCAGCAAUGGCGAAGAUUUCUAGUAGCACCGUUGUUCUCCUGGUGUUUCUCGUCUCGUCGUGGGGGGCAUUGCCGGUGCUGUCCCGUGGAGGCCUGGAGGAUGGAGGAGGCGGGCCAAACGGUGGUAUCGGUGCUAAUGUUGGGCUUCAAAAGUCUGUCGGUGCUAAUAUUGGUGUUGGUGCGAAUGGAGGCGCUGGUGCUGGUGCUGGUGCUGGCAUUGGAGCAAAUGUAGGUGUUGGAGCAAAUGUAGGUGCCAAUGCUGGUCUUGGUGCCGGUGCAAAUGGAAAUGGUGGUGCUGGUCUUGGUGUCGGUGCACAUAAAUCUAUUGGUGCUAAUGUUGGUGUUGGUGCGAAUGGAGGCGCUGGUGCUGGUGCUGGUGCUGGCAUUGGAGCAAAUGUAGGUGUUGGAGCAAAUGUAGGUGCCAAUGCUGGUCUUGGUGCCGGUGCAAAUGGAAAUGGUGGUGCUGGUCUUGGUGUCGGUGCACAUAAAUCUAUUGGUGCUAAUGUUGGUGUUGGUGCGAAUGGAGGCGCUGGUGCUGGUGUUGGUGCUGGCCUUGGAGCAAACGUAGGUAUUGGAGCAAAUGUAGGUGCCAAUGCUGGUCUUGGUGGCGGUGCUGGUGCUGGUGCUGGUGCUGGUGCGAAUGGGGGCGCUAACAUUGGAGCUGGCAUUGGAGCAAAUGUAGGUGCCAAUGCCGGUCUUGGUGUCGGUGCACAUAAAGGUAUUGGUGCUGGUGCUGGUCUUGGAGCAAAUGUAGGUAUUGGAGCAAAUGUAGGUGCCAAUGCUGGUCUUGGUGGCGGUGCAAACGGUGGUGCUGGUGUUGGUGCGAAUGGAGGCGCUAACGUUGGAGUUGGCAUUGGAGCAAAUGUAGGUGCCAAUGCCGGUCUUGGUGUCGGUGCACAUAAAGGUAUUGGUGUUGGUGGUGGUGUUGGCAAAUGAAGGAAGCCGAAAACAAAUAAGUCAACUAAAGGUGGUGUCGAUUCUAGCUACGAAGAGAAGGAAACCGAAGCAAGUCAAUCAACUAAAGAUGAGACGGGUUUUGACUACAUUUCAAAGAACAAGGAACUUUAGAGAGCCAUUACAGGAUUUAGCAUGAUAUGCUUACAAUAUUUACUCAUUAUCAUUUUUUUACUAUGUUAUAUUUUUCCCAAGAUUCUACAUUAUAUAUACUAGCAAAGCGUCAUGCUGAGUCAUGCCUCACAUUGGAGGGUGCAAAUAUCCUACCAAUUAGAAAUAUGUCCUAGAGACGAGAUUAUAUAAUGUUGUAUGCAUGAGUUAUGAAAUGUUCCUUCAAUAAUAUUUUUAUAUUGACGGGCAA